This is a messenger RNA of Colias croceus (clouded yellow), 1888 nucleotides long. RefSeq names its product glutamate decarboxylase 1. Gene Ontology annotation, cellular component: cytoplasm. Bases 159 to 1607 code for a protein of 482 amino acids. Gene Ontology annotation, biological process: carboxylic acid metabolic process. The record is from RefSeq and is a predicted model, not a curated record. Lineage: Eukaryota; Metazoa; Arthropoda; Insecta; Lepidoptera; Pieridae. The transcript is spliced from 8 exons. Gene Ontology annotation, molecular function: pyridoxal phosphate binding; carboxy-lyase activity.
GCCCUUUCUGUUUAUUCUUGCUUUGUCCAGGUGCAGUAACGGUAUUCAGUACUUGUUAUUGUCAUACUAUUGUGAUUUAUAUUAUGUUCUAACGCAGUGUAAGCCGACCAUUAGACUGAGUAGUACAUGUGUUGUGUUAAAAGAUUUAUAUUCCGAUAAUGGAACACGAAGAUACGUUUUUGGACAGAGUAUUGAAGAUAGUAAAGGACGAAUCGGCGCAUCAUUUACCGUUAAUUCAAUUUAAACAUCCGAAGGAUUUAGAGGUAAUUCUUCGCAAGGAUAUAGAUAUUUCGGAACCCGUUGCAGAUCAAGAGCUGGAGCAAUCAGUAAGAAAUGUGUUGCAAUACAGCGUUAAGACAAACAAACAUACCUUUAAGAACCAGUUAUAUGGAGGAACAGAUCCGUAUGGGCUGGCAGGAGCAUGGAUUGCGGAAGCUUUUAAUACAAGCCAGUAUACGUUCGAGGUAGCUCCUGUGUUCACGUUAAUAGAACAAAAGAUGAUUCAACAUAUUCUUCAGUUAUUCGGAAUACCCAAUGGAGACGGUAUUUUUAGUCCAGGUGGCAGUAUGUCCAUGUUAUAUGCUAUAGUAGCAGCUAGAUUUAGAGCUUUCCCAGAAGUAAAGUCUAAGGGAAUGAGAGGUCUACCUGAAAUGGUUAUAUAUACGUCGGAAGAUAGCCAUUAUGCAAUUAAGAAAGCAGCACAUUGGCUAGGUUUUGGCACGGAAAGUGUUAGACAAAUUAAAUGCAAUCAAUGCGGACAAAUGAAUGUGGAGGAACUCGAAGCAGCUCUUAAAGAGGAUCUGAGCACACAAAAAGUUCCUUUAUUGGUUAAUGGAACCGCGGGAACGACUGUUUUGGGAGCUAUUGACAACUUGGAAAAGAUUGUUGAUGUGUGCAGCAGAUAUGGUGUUUGGAUGCAUGUUGAUGCAUGUUGGGGAGGUACGCUGAUUUUGUCACAUAAAUUUAGAACCAUGUUGAGAGGAAUUGAAAAAGCAAAUUCAAUAUCAUGGAAUCCACACAAGAUGGCGGGCGCGCCUCUGCAAUGUUCCUUGUUCCUGCUCAGAGAGAAAGGGCUCUUGCACGAAUCGAAUGCCGCGUCUGCGCAAUAUUUGUUCCAGCAGGACAAGUUCUAUGACGUGAGAUAUGAUACGGGUGAUAAGAGCAUACAGUGUGGGAGGAAGAUAGACGCUUUCAAGUUAUGGAUGAUAUGGAAAGCUCGUGGAGACGUCGGGUUGAGUCACAUGAUGGAGUACACCAUGGAACUUGCCGAGUUUUGUAUGGGAAAGGUCGCAGAGAAGCCAGGCUUUCGGCUUGUAUCGGCUCCUAUACAGUGUCCUAAUGUUUGCUUCUGGUAUAUACCAACUUUCAUGAGACACCAGAAGGAAGAUGACAGCUGGUGGGAACUUAUGCACAAGGUAACACCAAAGAUAAAGGAGCUAUUAACUAUAAGUUCCCGCCUCAUGGUGGCCUACUCCCCUCUCCGUCAAUAUAAGAACUUCUUCCGAAUGCCGUUCACCUUCCAUCCGAGACUUGAAGAGAAACAGAUCUUGGAUAUGUUGCAAGCUAUAGAGGAUUGUGGGGAAAUGAUAACCAUGGAUAUGUUGUGAUGCAAUAAGAAAAUAAACUGGAAUUAAAAAAUAUUUACGUUCUAGAUUUUAGAUCUCAACUAGAUUUAACGAUUUGCGUCUGGACAAAGAUUUUGCAUCUGCCGAAGACUAACAAGUUCAUUCUCUUUUUUUUAUAGCCACGCGUAUUAUAAAUAUAAAUGUUCAAAAUAAUCAUUGCAUAUAUGUCUCAUGCAUAUGUUUUUUCAAAACGUGUCAUGUAUUUCUUAAUUUAUACUAAGUGUAUGGUGCUGUUUUUAUCUAAUAAAUAUAUUUUAUAAUUA